AAUGAAUCAAUAAUUAGAUGACUCAAAGGAGGAAAGUGUAAAAUCUUAAUCAUUAGAAAGAUAUUUAUAAGUUGAAUCUACAAAGAAUUCAUUGUCUCCAGUUAGACAAUUAUAAACAACAAGACUUACUUAUGAGUCAUCUAUACUAAAGCUUUAGAAUGGAAAAUUUUCUAAUUCUUAAGCUGUCUUUUAGGAGGCUCUAAAAAAAAAGAAAUGUGAACUGACUAAGAAACCAUAAAAACAAAUUUUAGAAAUCUCUAAGAAAUCAAUUCCUUAAUAAUAAAAGGAAUUGAAAAGUAUUGAAAAUAUAUAUAUAUUAAUAUAGAAUUUGAUAAAGUGUAAGAUAAUAUAAAGUAAUCAUAAAUAAAGUCAGAGGAAGUUAAAAAGAAGAAAGAAGAGUAAAAAUAGAAGGAAGAAUAAGAUAAAUAAAAAAAUGUAGCAGUUUUAGAAAAUGAUGAAGGUAAAAAAAUAAUAUUUAACAUAAAUAUAUAGCCUUUUUAGAAACUGUGAAUAGAUUGUAUGAUUUUGAGAAAAGAAAAAAUAAGCAAAUAUAGAAAUUAGUUGAUGAAGAGAAAAUUAAAGAGAAAUAAUAAAAAUUAGCUAGGCCAUUCAUAAAUUAAAAAAGUUGUAUAUUAUUGGACAAAAAACUAAAAUAGCUAAUUGAAGAAGAUGAAUCAUAUAAAUAGAUUUGUCAAUUUAAAGAUAUGGCUAUUUAAGCUGAUUUGUUACCAAAUCUACCAAAAAUAAAAGAUUUUUAAAUAAUUAAGUAUUAUAUAAAAUUAAUAAUAAGUCAAAAGAAUCUGAAUCUUAGCAAAUCUUAAUAAUAGAUAGCUAUUGUAAUAGAUUAAGAAUUGAAAGAAGAAGCAGAAGUGGCUGAGGAUGUUUAAUAUAAAUAGGAUCAAAAUCAUAAGAUAAUUUAAACUCAAGAGAUUAAAUAUAAAGUUAGUGAUACAAUUAAAAAAUAAUAAUAAGGAUAAUAGUAAGCAGAUAUAAAACAAUUUUAAGAGAAAGAAACUCCUAAAAAAUAGAAGGUAAAUAAUUAAAGACAAAAGAGAUAAGAAAUUAUGGAAUAAUAGGGAUAGAGAGUAAAGACUGAAUGUGAAUAUUAUGUUCCUCUUCAUAUAAGAUAACAAUAAAUUAUAUAGAAAAAAUAGGAAUGGGUUAAAUAAUAAAAAGAAAUGAGGAAAUAAUAAGAAGAAGAAUAAGAGAAAUAAUUUUAGGAAUUGUGGGAAAAGGAAAAAGAGAAAUAUAAGAAAAAUAGUGUUGGAGAAGUCAAUGUUGAAGAAUUUGUUAAUCAAUAAUUAAGUUGGUUGGAAAAGAGAAAUGAUCACAUAUUAAAUGAAUAAAUUAAAAAGGAUAAAGAAACUAUUUCAUAAUUAACAUUUAAACCCUAAAUUUAAAAACGAGGAUCAAAUAAUCAUGAUAAAAAUGAAAAAGUAGAAUUAAGAUUAUUGGAUUAUUAAUAAAAGAAAUAAGAAAAUUUACUUAAAUUGGAAAACAAAUAUUUACCAACAUUUAAACCUAAUUUAACAUAAAAAUCAGUAAUUUUUCAUAUUUAUAUAUAGUUUUUAAGUAUGGAUUGGGCUUCAAAAAGUUUUAGUAAUGCUUCAUUUAAUAAUCUAUGGUCAUGA
Messenger RNA from Paramecium sonneborni, 1631 nucleotides. NCBI's taxonomy places the organism in Eukaryota, Ciliophora, Oligohymenophorea, Peniculida, Parameciidae. The record is from the annotation of a GenBank genome assembly.